AUGAAGACUCUUCAUCUGAGAUCACCAUAUUUGGAUAUGCUUAGUUAUCAAGCAAGAACAAGUAAUGGCCCCGACAAUGAUGAACUUGAAGAAAUUGUGAACGAUAUGUGUGUUAUAAGAUCAGAUUGGGAAAGGUAUUCGGAUAAGAGGCCGCGGUUCAUUAGGAGAAGAGACCUCAUCCUGGAAGUCAAGGGAUGGUUUGAGCUCGUGAGGAGAUCUAUCCUCCCAGCCUCAAACAAUUAUGAGGUCAACAUUGCUCGAGCUACUAUGGUACAUUGCUUAAUGAAGGGUGGAGACAUCAAUGUGCAUAAAAUUAUAGCUGAGGGAAUACAAGAUGCAGUCGAGAAAAAUGAUCCGAGUGCUCAACUUUGGUACCCCAGUACCAUCCUUAGACUAUGUAUGAAAGCCAAGGUAAUCUUCGAAGAUAGCAAUCCAAAAUGGGUAAACCCUGGGAGGUUAGUGCUCCAGCGUAUAACCUUUCUGGCACCCACUCAACAACAAAGAAGGCCUCAGAUAAGGAAAAGAACAUCACAAGAAGAACAUCACCAAGAAGAACCUCAUCAAGAAGAAUACCAGCAAGAAGAGUACUAUGAUCCAUCUAACAUAAACCUGAAUCACAUUCAAGGAGCCAUUGAGGAUCUAGCAAGGAGCUAUAUGGAGGGACAAGAACAACAACUGCCCGUUCAAUCCCAAAGGAUGGAUCGUCAAGAAGAACUACUCUCUAAUUGGAUGAAUCAACAAAGGGAGUGGCAGAAACAACAAAUGGAGCAGCAACAGGAACAUUACUCCCAGCUCACCGAAGCCAUUGAUAAACCACUAUUUUAUGGCUUGAGACCUAAACUCUUCCAGUUCUUGCAGCUGGAAGACCCUUUUUUCACCAGCAGCAGUGCUGUCGAGGUUUAG
This is a messenger RNA of Arachis duranensis, 903 nucleotides long. RefSeq lists its product as uncharacterized. The record is from RefSeq and is a predicted model, not a curated record. Bases 1 to 903 code for a protein of 300 amino acids. The transcript has 2 exons. NCBI's taxonomy places the organism in Eukaryota, Viridiplantae, Streptophyta, Magnoliopsida, Fabales, Fabaceae.